UAAAUAUUAAAAACACUUAAAUAUGGGCAAUUGUUUUGGAUCGAACUCUGGAGGAGUUAUGGAUAUGGCCAAGGGAGCAAACAAUCUUGCCAAGGCUGGAGAGAAGAGCGAAGCAGAGAAGCAGUUUGAUGCGUUAGUGCAAGCAAUCGAAAAUUCUGAGAAAGAUGAUAGUUUUAUAUACUUUAAGUAUACAUCACUUGAGUCUGUGGAUAAAGUAGUGCUCGAUGCUCAGAGAAUUGUUAAUGACAUCUAUAAGAUCAGGAUUACACUCAAGAAAUCAAUGGAGAAGUUGAUUCAUAAGACUCAUAUCUGGGAAAUUAACGGGGCUAAUUCUUCACACGCCAUUGUGGCAAUGAUUUACUCUAUCUAUGCUCAAACUGAAAGAGAAGAGGCUGAAUCUUUAAUAGUUUUCAAAAAGAAGUUCCCAUUUGUUGGAAAGGGUAAAGACUCUAAAGUAGAGGGUGUUGCUACAAACAUGAAGAUUCUUUUUGAUUAUACAACUGCUAUGGAGACUGCAGGAGCUAAGAUGCCAAAGCUCGUUGAGGAGUGCAUAGAUUUAGCUAAGAAAGCUGUAAGCCUUGGGGAUAGCUAUAUGGAUGAACUUAAACAGGCAGAUCAAAAAGUAACCAUUAAAGCUGCUAAAUCAGUCCCACAUAACCUCAAAAUGCUUAAGAGAACUAAGCUGAUGGCUUUGACUACUAUGAAGAUCAUUAAGAAAUUGACUGUUGAGCUAACACUAGCUUCUAAGGUGCUUGUUGAAGAGAGAAAUGAUCUUCCAGAUUAUGGAAAAACUCUUGCUGAUGAAGGUAUUACAGAACCAUUGGAAUGCUAUAAGAAGGUUGGAAAGCCAGUCGAGCCUGUUGAUCCUCCUACUACAGAAGAGAGUCUUCUCGACUUUCCACACAUCGAGGAACAAAUAGAAGAGGUACCAGAAGAACUAGACGGAGAGCAGUUCGAAGAGGCUAAAGGAGGAAAUGCUGUUGAAGUUCAAGAAGAGGCAAAACUCAAUUCUGCUAAUAAUGCUCAAGCUCAUGAGAACCAAAAAGAGUCUGAUGAAGAGGAAGAGGAUACUAAGAAGGAAGAGACUGACGACAAAGACACUAAGAAAGAGGAUGAGAAUGAGGCCGAAGGAGAAGGAGAGCAUGAAGACAUAGACAAAAAUAACAUGGAAGCAGAUAAGGAUACGGCUAAAGAAGGCGAAACAAAGAAGGAAGCAGAUGAUGAAUAAAG
Molecule: messenger RNA, 1230 nt
Organism: Moneuplotes crassus
Lineage: Eukaryota; Ciliophora; Spirotrichea; Euplotida; Euplotidae
Source: the annotation of a GenBank genome assembly